Lactuca saligna is the source of this 600-nucleotide messenger RNA. NCBI's taxonomy places the organism in Eukaryota, Viridiplantae, Streptophyta, Magnoliopsida, Asterales, Asteraceae. The record is from the annotation of a GenBank genome assembly.
AUGCAAAAGGAGCUGACUUUCCAAAUCUGUCUCAUACAAUUUGAGAAGAUUGUUCAACGUAGUGAAACGACUCCUGUUAGUCUCAAAACCAAUGAACCAUCAGAACCUAUAACACUGGUUAUUGCAAAACCCACCAAGAGAGCAACAAAUACAAAACCCACUAGAAAAGGUGUUGAGUUUAAAACUGCCACUAUCAAUCAUAACAUACCAAAAGUUUCACCAAAUAAAUCUCUUUACCAGCUAAUCAAGUGUAGUCUAUCAUAUCCGUAUAAAAGGAACAUCGUUGCUUGUGGUACCGUUCACUUGUCAUCAGAAAGACAAUUCAUUCAUGAAGUUCCUUUACAAGAUGAUUGCUAUAAAGUUUCCCUUGAUGAAGUGGUAAUAAAACAUGCAUUUCUACCCCAUAAAAAUGGAGAAUUCACAUUAUUUGAGGAUGCAUAUAAAAGUUUUGUUGCAUGGCCAAAAUACCUUGUGCAAACCGAGUCAAAGGUACCAGAAAUUAUAUCACAUCAAAACUCAACGAAAAGGAAACCAACUUACAUAUCAUCUGAUGCCCUUCUCAAGAAGACAAUGAGCAAUACAAACAAGAUGAAUGCCUAG